Spinacia oleracea (spinach) is the source of this 1831-nucleotide messenger RNA. RefSeq lists its product as uncharacterized. Bases 295 to 1407 code for a protein of 370 amino acids. Gene Ontology annotation, biological process: RNA processing. The transcript has 6 exons. The record is from RefSeq and is a predicted model, not a curated record. Gene Ontology annotation, molecular function: protein binding. Lineage: Eukaryota; Viridiplantae; Streptophyta; Magnoliopsida; Caryophyllales; Amaranthaceae.
CAAUACUGGACCGUCGCUCAUUCACUCGUCACCGUUGGUGCAAGUACCAAUACGCGAUCUACACUACCCUCCUACAAAGCCUCUGCACGUUGUUGCCAAUAAACUACGCAACUAGAAAAUCCCCACUUUUUUACCCACGGCAAUAAUCAUUCGCACCAGAGAAAAAAUAGUAAUAAUCAUUCACUCUCAAGCAAAGACAAAAAUCAAGAUCCCAAUUAGAUUAAACACUCCAAAUUAAUAUAGAAUCAUACUUUCUUCAAUACCCAGAAAAUCUAUUAAAGACACAACACUAUAAUGUUAGAAACUGCCCCAUCUUUAUCAAUUUAUAACACAAUUGAUGGUGGGGUUGAUGAACAUGAGGUUAAAAAUAGGGAAUUUCUGGGAAAAUCACUGAAAAAUGGGGAAAAGGUUGAUGGGGAUUUACCGGGUAGUGGUGAAUUUAGUUUUGUGAAACCAAAUAUGGAUUUGAUCAAGGAAGAAGGUGAUGAAUUUGGUGAAUCUGUUGAUGGGUUUGAGAAGAAAUUGGUUGGGGAAGAAGUUGAACCACCACCUAGUCCACCUAUGUAUCUUGCUUCUGGGCUUGGACUUGGGAUUACAGAUGGAUUUGAUAGUUUUAGGGAGGAUAGAGAAAAUGAUGAGGAGUAUUAUCGAGAGUUGCUUGAUGACUUUCCUAAUCAUCCCUUGGUUUUGAUCAAGUUUGCCCAGUUUUUUCAGAGAAAAGGAGACCUUGAAGGAGCAGAAGAGUAUUAUUUCCGUGCCACAAAAGCUGACCCUGGUGAUGGAGAAAUUUUGUCACAGUAUGCUCUACUGGUUUGGGAACUCCAUCGUGAUCAAGAAAGGGCCUCGGCAUACUUUGAACUUGCUGCUCAAACUGCUUCUAAGGAUUGCAAUGUUUUGGCAUCAUAUGCUAAGUUCCUCUGGGAAGUAGAUGAUGAUGAAGAUGAAAGUUCUAUUCAACCUGAUCAUGGUCAGGGAGACAUACAAAAAUCCACUCACUUGCAUCCUGCUGAUGGGAUUGAUAAUGGGAAUGACGGUCCUAUAUUUGAAGCAGGAACCCCAAUAAAUAGUGCUGAUGUAGAAGAUUACUAUAAAAGAAUGAUGGACAAAGAUCCUUCUGAUCCCCUCUUUCUGAAGAAGUAUGCUCAGUUCCUUUAUCAGUCAAAGGGUGACCUCCAAGGUGCGGAAGAAUACUACUCACGUGCUGUACUAGCUUACCCACAAGAUGGGGAGCUGUUGUCGCAGUAUGCAACGUUAAUUUGGGAACUUCACCAUGACCAGAAAAAAACUUUAUAUUACAUUGAACAAGCUGUUGAAGUUGCCGCUGGAGAUUGCAAUAUUCUCGCAGCAUAUGCUCGUUUUUUGUUGACCAUUGAUGAUGAUGAUGAUGAUGAUGAUGAUAAAUAUUAGCGCACUUGUUUUUCAUAGCGAGUUUCAGGUUGUACAGUUUUAAACAGCAUAAGGAAUCAAAUCGUGAUGCUUAAUAGGCGACAUUUCUGUUUUUGUUCUGCUUCUCUUCUCCUUGUUGGAAGGGUUGUAAGUUUUUCAUCCGUGAGAACAAACAAGGUGGUGAAAUUAUUAUACUAGAUGCAGUGACUAUAUCCUGAAUCCUGAUUAGUAAAGCCAUGUAUAUUAGCCUAUAUCUUCACCAGUAGUUUGUAAUUAUAGCUGCUCAUAUAUCACGCCAAUAAUCCUGACAAAGAUAUGUCGUAGGCUUAUGACUAUGUUUUUUCUUUCAUCCUUCCAUAAAUUCCAAAUUCUGGUUUUUUGUACACUUGUAUUCUGGCAAACGAGAGACAUUGAAAUCCUAAAUAAGCAAUUAAAUUUCUAAGAA